Messenger RNA from Ricinus communis (castor bean), 2992 nucleotides. Its product is annotated as BTB/POZ domain-containing protein At1g30440. NCBI's taxonomy places the organism in Eukaryota, Viridiplantae, Streptophyta, Magnoliopsida, Malpighiales, Euphorbiaceae. The record is from RefSeq and is a predicted model, not a curated record. Gene Ontology annotation, molecular function: protein binding. Bases 821 to 2716 code for a protein of 631 amino acids. The transcript is spliced from 4 exons.
GGACCCACAUGAGCAAAUGUAUAGUUUAGUGUGUGUGUGUGUGUGUGUGAAAGAGAGAGAGAGAGCGAGUUGUUUUCUUUCUUGGCUAUCAUUAAAACCCUUCUCAUGUUGAGAAUUUCAAGUCCUUUUGGCAUUGUUUAUCAUGGCUUUGAUGACAUUAUAUAAAUCCUUUUUUGUGGGUAUAAAUUAUUAUAUAGGAUUAGGAGGAGCUUGUUGCACAGUGGCUCAGUUGUUGUCUAUUCUUUAAUGGGUAUAUAUGAGUGGUUUUGGUUUCUUAAUAAGUUCUUUCUUUUGGAAUCUUGGUUCGUUGGUAGGUUUUGAUUAACCAGCUAAAAUAGUAAUUUUAUGUUUUUUUCUGAAGUAGUGUCUUGUUUCGCUGACAGAGUUUCAAAGUUAAGUGUCUUGAUUUAAGUUAUUUUUGUGGGUUUGGACAGGGAUUUAGAUCUUUUUCUUGAAGUGGGUAUGUGUUAUUGGAGUGGUUUUUGCUGCUUUUAGAAGAUGGAUUAAGCGAUUGACAGUGAUUUUCUGAGUCUUGUAUAGAUUUGAGGUUAUUUUUAGCAAGAAUAUUGGGCUAAGAGCUGCAUUUGGUACUGUUGCAAGGUCUUUGGCGACUAAAAAUGGUGAUUAAUUAAAGAAAAAAUUCACUACUUUGAUUCAAUCUUUCUUUGGCUAAGAAGGGGACCCUGGAUUUUGGGGUUGUUACUUACUGGUCGUAAAGCUCUUAAUUGGGGAGUUUAUUUUUGUUUGGAAUUGCUGGCGACUCAUUGUGGUUCUAGAGUUCUGCAUUAGCUAACCAAUCUGUUAUUUGUUUCCUGAGAAAAUGGCUUGCAUGAAACUGGGAUCUAAAACUGAUGCUUUCCAAAGGCAAGGGCAGGCCUGGUUCUGCACAACUGGGCUUCCUAGUGAUAUAAUUGUGGAAGUUGGAGAUAUGUCCUUCCAUCUUCACAAGUUCCCUUUGCUCUCUAGAAGUGGGGUUUUGGAAAGGUUGAUUGCAGAAGCAUCAGAGGAAGAUGAAAAAUGUGUGAUAAAUCUCCCUGACAUUCCUGGUGGGGCCAAAACAUUUGAACUUCUGGCCAAAUUUUGCUAUGGUGUGAAACUUGAACUUACUUCCUCAAAUGUUGUGUAUCUCCGGUGUGCUGCUGAGCGUCUUGAAAUGACUGAGGAAUAUGGGGAAGACAAUCUAAUUAUGCAGACUGAGAUGUUUCUUAAUCAAGUAGUCCUUCGCAACUGGAAAGACUCUUUAAAAGCACUGCAAACUUGUGAUGAUAUUCUUUCCUAUGCUGAAGAACUUCAUAUUACGAAGAAGUGUAUUGAGUCUCUAGCCACAAAAGCAUGUACUGAUCCAAAUCUAUUUGGCUGGCCUAUGAUGGAGCAUGGACCCAUGCAGAGCCCUGGGGGAAGUGUCUUAUGGAAUGGGAUAAGCACAGGGGCUAGACCAAAAAAUUCCAGCUCAGAUUGGUGGUACGAGGAUGUAUCAACCUUAAGUUUACCUCUCUAUAAGAGGUUGAUCUCUGUAAUGGAAUCUCGUGGCAUCAGACAAGAGAUUAUUUCUGGGUCCCUGGCUUUCUAUGCGAAAAAGUACCUACCUGGUUUAAAUAGGCGUCAAGCUGCCAGUGAGUCUAGUUCCCGUUUAAUUCCAGUGGCCUUGGCUCCACUAUCAGAAGAAGAGCAGAAGGUCUUACUGGAGGAUAUUGAUAGAUUACUUCCUAUGCAAAAAGGUCUAGUCCCAACCAAGUUCCUGUUUGGGCUACUUAGGACAGCCUUGAUCCUGAAAGCAAGCACCUCUUGUUUAUCAAACUUGGAGAAAAGGAUUGGGAUGCAGCUUGAUCAAGCAACACUAGAAGAUCUUUUGAUGCCCAAUUUCUCUUAUUCCAUGGAGACUCUUUACAAUGUUGACUGUGUGCAGCGGAUUCUUGAUCACUUCCUUACCAUGGAUCAAAUCACUGGUGGGGCCUCUCCAUGUUCAGUCGAUGAUGGGCAGUUGAUUGGAUCACCAUCGUUAACCCCAAUCACAAUGGUGGCCAAGCUGAUUGAUGGAUACCUUGCAGAGGUUGCCCCUGAUGUGAAUUUGAAGCUCCCCAAAUUUCAGGCCCUUGCUGCUGCUGUUCCUGAUUAUGCAAGGCCCCUGGAUGAUGGUCUUUAUCGUGCAAUAGACAUCUACCUGAAGUCACACCCAUGGUUGGCAGAGUCUGACAGGGAACAACUCUGCAGGCUGAUGGAUUGCCAAAAGCUCUCCUUGGAAGCUUGCACUCAUGCUGCGCAGAAUGAGAGGCUUCCACUAAGAAUAAUAGUUCAAGUUCUCUUCUUUGAGCAGCUUCAGCUCAGGACUUCCAUUGCUGGUUGCUUUCUGGUUUCUGACAAUCUUGAUGGGUCAAGACAAUUGAGAAGUGGCUUUGCUGGGUCUACUGAGGGAGGCUGGGCCACAGCUGUUAGAGAGAAUCAGGUUCUGAAAGUGGGGAUGGAUAAUAUGAGGAUGCGGGUUUCUGAGCUUGAGAAGGAAUGUUCGACGAUGAGGCAGGAGAUCGAGAAGUUGGGUAAAUCAAAGGUUUCUAGCACAUGGGGAAAUGUGUCUAAGAAAUUCGGAUUUAAGAUAAAGUCUCAAAUGUGCAGUGCUCAAGAGGGCUCUGUUAGCAACCAGAAUAAUGUUAGUGCUAAAGCUAUGAAGUCAAAUGACAGGCAUGGAAAGCACAAGAGAAAUUUGUCUCGCGAUAGGUAAGACAUGAUAUUAUUUUGUUUUUAUGUUCUUUCUUUCUUUUACCCCCAUCUGGCCUUGUUUCUUGAUCCAUUCCAAAUUGUAAUUGUUAUAGUUGUACUUGCUGAUUGUUAGUCCAAAAACUGAAGUCCUUCUCCUUGUUUGUGUCCCAUUCCCAUUCAACACUUCUUUUUCACUCUGUUUUUUUUGAAGUUUCUGCCUUGUAAUGUAGAUGGAAGCAAAAACGGUAACUUUUAGUCCUCUAUAACAUCAGUAAUGAACUGUGCCUAUUUACAUCCA